CAUAUCACAGUAGAUCACAUAGAUUGUAAACAUUGUAAUAGAAUCUCUUCAGCAUUGAUUAAUUUAAAUCUAAAAUGUCAGCUUGCAGUGCAGCUGAAAUUGAAGAAAAGCGGCGUUUGGCUUUGGCAAAGUUGAUGGCCAAAAAAGCGCAGCAGCCAGCAACAAAUUCUACAACUAGUGUAAAGCCGGCAACAAGUGUCACCUCGCCACAGCAGUUGAGCGCCAAAUCAGCAUCAAAUUUUUAUAAAUCUCCUCCUCAAAACAACAAUACAAGGCCAACAAUACAAGCUGCUGCUGUUGGUAACAAAAGCUCAGCAUUUUUGAAUGCAUUAAAAGCAAUAAAGUCAACAAGCGCGCGAGAACUGGGACGUGUUGCAGCACAUCCUUACCAGCGACCAAAAGAUGCGCCGAAACCGCUAUUGGGGCUUAGUCCGGAAAAGAAUAAGCAACAAACGGGCGCUGCAUUGGCGCCAGUAUUUGUCAAGUCAAUUACCUGUCGCGUAUACAUGAUUAGUCGCAAACGUUUUGCUGUAGAACCUUCAGGCUAUAAUGACAAGCUCAUAAUGGUAUUUAAAAAGAUGCCCACUAAGAUGUACGACAGCAAGACGCGGAUUUGGAAUUUUGAUCUUACGGAUUAUCAGCUGCUGCUUCAGCAUGUGACUGAUCUAAAGCCCAAUGUAGUUAUAGGCACUAUACCCAAAAAAGUGAUAGACUUAUGUCAAAGACCUGCAAAGUCAAUUGAGCGCAGCGUGCUGGCUUCCAUAAGUGAUUCAUUGGCGCAGAAACUUAUGCCGUUUCAGGAGGAGGGAGUUUGCUUUGCUAUUGCGCAGCAGGGACGUCUUAUGAUCUGUGAUGAAAUGGGUUUGGGCAAAACCUAUCAAGCACUGGCUGUUGCUGACUACUUUAAGGAUGAUUGGCCACUGCUUAUAUGCACUACUGCCAGCACACGUGAUACCUGGGCGCGACACGUCACCGAACUGCUGCCUGCAUUGCCCCUACACUGUAUUCAAGUACUGGCUAAUAGUCAAAUUUACUUUGGCGAUGCCAAGGUGCUUAUCACUAGCUACAAUAUGAUGGAACGUUAUAUGGACAAGCUGCUGCAACGUAAAUUUGGUUUUGUUAUAUUUGAUGAAUCGCAUACACUAAAGAACAGCAAGGCCAAGUGCACAACGGUGGCCAAGCGUCUAACAGAUCAGGCCAAACGUGUGAUAUUAUUAUCUGGCACACCAGCGUUGUCGCGUCCUUUGGAGCUAUUUACACAGCUGCAAUUAGUCGAUAGUCGUUUUAUGAACUUUAUGGAAUUUACUUCGCGCUAUUGUGAUGGCAAACAGAAUCAGUUUGGCUGGGAUGCCAAUGGGCAAUCGAAUUUAGAGGAACUGCGCGCCAUUUUAAUGCUCAAGUAUAUGAUAAGACGCACUAAGGCUGAAGUGCUGCCGCAGCUGUCGCAAAAGCAUCGUGAAACUGUUGUGCUAGAUCCAGCGCUAGUAUGGACCAAUGAAGAUGCCAAAAGCACCUGCAGUGAUUUCAAUAAGGAACUGCAGCAGGCCAAAGGCAAAUCGCGUGAGGAAAUCUUAUUGCGUUUUUAUGCACGCACUGCUGAAGUUAAAACCAAAGCUGUUUGCGCAUAUUUAAAGACUUUAGUAAAGGAGCAAAUAAAGUUUAUUAUAUUUGCACAUCAUCGCAUUAUGCUGGAUGCCAUAAGCACUUGUCUAUGUGGAUUGCAUGUGGAUUUUAUACGCAUUGAUGGCACAACACGCAGCGAUUUGCGUGCGGAUUAUGUGGAUACAUUUCAGAAUAAAAGUAACUGCAAGGUGGCAGUGCUUUCGCUUAAAGCCUGCAAUUCAGGCAUUACACUAACUGCAGCUGAAAUGAUUCUAUUUGCUGAGCUGGACUGGAAUCCAAGCACGCUUGCGCAGGCAGAGAGUCGCGCUCAUCGCAUAGGCCAAACCAAGCCUGUUAUAUGUCGCUAUUUGAUGGCAAACCAAACAGCAGACGAUACUAUAUGGAUAAUGCUAAAAAAUAAACAAGAAGUGCUAAGCAAAGCAGGCAUAUUUGCUGAAAACUUGCAAGAAGCGAAGCAUACAGCGGCGCCUACAACGUCACAUCACAUCGAAGAAUACUUUUCACCCACAAAGUCAAUCCCAAACCAAUGCAAGGCAAGCACUAUGAAACAAUUCUUAACAAGCCAAACUAACAGCAAUAAUAAGCAAUCGACUGAUAAGGAUAAGGAUAAAGGCAUUGAUACAUUUUUUGAUCAUGAUGAGGCAGAUGACACCAUGGCGCAGUUCCUAACACAAGCUAAAUCGCAAGCUAAUCCGAUUGAUAGGGAUGUUGCGGCAUUUUUUGAUAAUGAUGAUGAUGAUGAAGCGUUUAAAGAUUUGAUAUUUUAA
Drosophila busckii is the source of this 2390-nucleotide messenger RNA. It is a transcript of the gene Marcal1, whose product is annotated as SWI/SNF-related matrix-associated actin-dependent regulator of chromatin subfamily A-like protein 1. Bases 75 to 2390 code for a protein of 771 amino acids. The transcript has 7 exons. Gene Ontology annotation, biological process: replication fork processing; DNA repair. NCBI's taxonomy places the organism in Eukaryota, Metazoa, Arthropoda, Insecta, Diptera, Drosophilidae. The record is from RefSeq and is a predicted model, not a curated record. Gene Ontology annotation, molecular function: ATP-dependent chromatin remodeler activity; ATP binding. Gene Ontology annotation, cellular component: nuclear replication fork.